Vanessa atalanta (red admiral) is the source of this 816-nucleotide messenger RNA. RefSeq lists its product as uncharacterized. The transcript is spliced from 2 exons. Gene Ontology annotation, molecular function: chitin binding. Gene Ontology annotation, cellular component: extracellular region. Bases 1 to 816 code for a protein of 271 amino acids. NCBI's taxonomy places the organism in Eukaryota, Metazoa, Arthropoda, Insecta, Lepidoptera, Nymphalidae. The record is from RefSeq and is a predicted model, not a curated record.
AUGGACCAAAGCAUAAACAAACCAAAUGUGUCGUGUUAUGGAUUAAAUAUACAUUGUAUAAACUUAUCUUUUCAGAUCCUACUGAAGAGCAGAGCUGUAUUUGGGUUUUUCAGUCGUGAUAACGUGGAAUGUGGCCCUUAUGGUUUUGUUUGCGACGGAAUAUCAAAAGUAAGAUUAUGCGAUGGUGAUAAAUUACUAGGACCCACUUUUCUCUGCCCAGCUAACACCAUUUGCAAUGAGGAGUCUAGUGAUCUGUGCGAGAAUGUUAUAAACUAUAUUGAUUCUUCUAUUACCAAGAACGUUCGGUGCCAUCGCAGUGAAAGAUUAGCUGAUCCAACUGUCCCUAAUUGCAAAGGCUACAUUCUGUGCAUUCCUAACAAAAAUCGCUUUCAGGGUAUCAAAUUUAAAUGUUCAGGAAAUACUAUAUUUAAUGGUUAUACUCGCGCGUGUACCUCUCCGGAAAAAUACAAAUGCCCACUAGUCAACACAACGAAGACCAAACCCCAAUUAUAUGGUGAAUAUAAUACAAAGGCGAAUACAUAUCGCGACAAUAGUUUCCAGAGCUCGAAUGCUGCUGGUCAUAGACCUAUAGAUUGCAAAAACUACAAAUUUACGUUAACUCAAGAUACUAGUCCUGUUCGAUCCACAUACUUUUGCCCUUCAAAACCGGUAAGUGGCGAAAAUUCUAUUCGAUGCACUGUAUUUUCUAAUCAUUUUUGUAUGACCCUAGAAAAGGAUGUCGAAGAUCAAUUCAUUCAAAGAACAAGUGCGGCAUAUCGGAUGCCACGGAAGUUUCUGGCCGGUCAGCAACAAUAG